AUGUCCUUAGCAAUGAUCUCGCAAAUUUUUUUUUGUGAUCUAAGUUCUUUAAUUCUAUCCCUUGAAUUCAUUUGAGCAGUUUUAUGUGCUGGAAUGAGCUGUGAUAACUCCAAGACCAAAGUAUUAGUUAUCCAGGUGGUUUUGGAAUGGUUUCUUUUUUUCUUGGUGACUCCACUCCUCCUAGAUAUCCAAGAGAAGGUAUAG
This is a messenger RNA of Blepharisma stoltei, 204 nucleotides long. The record is from the annotation of a GenBank genome assembly. NCBI's taxonomy places the organism in Eukaryota, Ciliophora, Heterotrichea, Heterotrichida, Blepharismidae.